ACAAGAUUGUGCAAGGGUGUUUGCCGGGUGAAGGGUGGGGAGGAGGCGUGGAGGGGUUGAAGGGGAAGAUGUCCUGCAAUGACACUGGCCCGCACAGGGAGCAGUAAGUCAGGGAAACCGAAACUGAGCCUUUUUCCACGGGCUGUUUCUAGUUGAGUCUCUAAGGCCUAUGGAGGGGUGGGGAGCUCCUCUGCCCCCCGCCCCUCCAGAGCAAUCCCUUGCUCAGGGAGGAGCGUGAAUUCAGUCCAUGACUGGGUUUGGGGUCACCCUUCCUCUUCAGGUCAGUUGUGCAACCCAGUCUCCCCCCACCCGCCAAGGAAGGCAACAGGGCAGGGGCUGGGUCCGGUCCCCGUCCCCGCACCCCCACCCCAGCAAUCUAAUCUUCCGUUGAAUAACCAGUGUGUAGAUUAGGUACAGGUUUAGCGGCAGAAAAAAGUGUCUUUUCUUUUAAAUUUCAUUUCAUGUAUCGAAAAGAGAAUCAAGGAGCCAUCGCGGGAGAGCCUAACCGUCGGACCCACGCCGUUCCGUACUCCUUCCUCUGAACGAGGGCGGAGAGCGGGGAGCUCAGGCAGGGGCCGCCAUGGAGCAGUGCGCAAGCGUGGAGAGAGAAGUGGACAGGGUCCUCCAGAAGUUCCAGGCCUACGGGCAGCACUUCGAGCAGAGCCUGGAGGAGCUGCUGCACUGCGUGGGCCGGCUGCGGGCCGAGCUGGCCAGUGCAGCCCUCCAGGGGACCUCUCUCUCAGCCACCCUCUCCUUGGUGAUGUCCCAGUGCUGCCAGAAGAUCAGAGACGCUGUGCAGAAACUGGCUUCGGACCACAAGGACAUUCACAGCAGUGUCUCCCGAGUGGGCAAAGCCAUCGACAGGAACUUCGACGCUGAGAUCUGCGGCGUGGUCUCGGAUGCGGUGUGGGGCUCCCGGGAGCAGCAGCAGCAGGCCUUGCAGCUGGCCAUGGUGGAGCACCUGUACCAGCAGGGCCUACUCGGCGUGGCCGAGGAGCUGUGCCAGGAAUCCACACUGAACGUGGACUUGGAUUUCAAGCAGCCUUUCCUGGAGCUGAAUCGAAUCCUAGAAGCUCUGCACAAACAUGACCUGGGGCCGGCAUUGGAAUGGGCCGCCUCCCACAGGCAGCGUCUGCUCGAGCUCAACAGCUCCCUGGAGUUCAAGCUGCACCGACUGCACUUUAUCCACCUCCUGGCUGGGGGCCCCGACAGGCAGCUGGAGGCCCUCAGCUACGCCAGGCGCUUCCAGCCCUUUGCUCGGCUGCACCAGCGGGAGAUCCAGGUGAUGAUGGGCAGUCUGGUGUACCUGCGACUAGGCUUGGAGAAGUCGCCCUACUGCCACCUCCUGGACAACAGCCGCUGGGCUGAGAUCUGUGAGACCUUUACGCGCGAUGCUUGUUCCCUGCUGGGGCUUUCUGUGGAGUCGCCCCUCAGCGUCAGCUUUGCCUCUGGCUGCGUGGCGCUGCCCAUGCUGAUGAACAUCAAAGCUGUGAUUGAGCAAAGGCAGUGCACGGGGGUCUGGAGUCACAAGGACGAGUUGCCGAUUGAGAUUGAACUCGGCAUGAAGUGCUGGUUCCACUCGGUGUUCGCCUGCCCCAUCCUACGCCAGCAGACGUCAGAGUCCAACCCCCCCAUCAAGCUCAUCUGUGGCCACGUCAUCUCCCAGGACGCACUCAACAAGCUCGUUAACGGAGGAAAGCUGAAGUGUCCCUACUGUCCCGUGGAACAGAACCCAGCUGAUGGGAAGCGCAUCAUAUUCUGACUCCUGCCCGGAAGGAACCCAGUUUAAACAAGUUUUCCACCCAUGAGCCUUGCUGUCUCCUGGGCUGGUCGGCUUCGGUGGGUGGUGGUUCCUUUCAGAGCAGGUGGCCGAGUGUCGCCACAGCAGGGGCCGGGACGGGAACGAACCAGACUGCACCGGACAGCUGGCUCCUGGACUGUCUGGACAAGGAGACGCCGGCUUCUGGGUUCCAGCCACCUCCGUUUCUGUUGCUACUGACUCGGCAGCAACUGAUGGCGGAGCAGAGGACUUGGGCGGCGGCGGCAAGUCUCCAUCCCUGCCCUCAGCCAGGCCUUCCUGCCACAGCAGCGCCCUGUCUUACCCGCUCGCCGUACCGCCUCACCGCUGUGUGUGUCCGUCACCCACUGUAAAUGCUCUGGGUUAGAACUAAAUGCCAUUGUUUUAUAAAUUUGAGCAAAUAUAUUCACAGGCCUUCUCCUUCUCUUAGCUCCACCAACAAAUAA
Pteronotus mesoamericanus is the source of this 2244-nucleotide messenger RNA. It is a transcript of the gene RMND5B, whose product is annotated as required for meiotic nuclear division 5 homolog B. Gene Ontology annotation, cellular component: nucleus; cytoplasm; GID complex. Gene Ontology annotation, molecular function: ubiquitin protein ligase activity; protein binding. Bases 581 to 1762 code for a protein of 393 amino acids. The record is from RefSeq and is a predicted model, not a curated record. Gene Ontology annotation, biological process: proteasome-mediated ubiquitin-dependent protein catabolic process. Lineage: Eukaryota; Metazoa; Chordata; Mammalia; Chiroptera; Mormoopidae. The transcript is spliced from 10 exons.